AUUACUUGAAGGCAAUAAAUAUCCAGCUCCAUAUGGUGCUUUACAACCAGAAACUUUGACUACAUGGCUACAAAUCUAAAAUGGAUCUGGAUGUGAUGAACAUGUUUGCCAUUGCGGCAGGCACAAUGGCCAUCCCUCUCCUGCUUUUCAUGGCUUCUUUUCUACUCUGGCCAUCUUCUCUGAUCAAGGUCUACUACUGGUACUGGAGGAGUACUCUGGGCCUGCAGGUGCGCUAUGCCAACUGUGGAGCGUACCGCUUCUGCUACUCCUACAGGGGCCGGCCGGGCUUCAGGCCCUCCAUCCUCAUGCUUCACGGCUUCUCCGCUCACAAGGACACAUGGCUGCCCUUAAUUAGGUACCUGCCGAAACACCUCCACAUUCUGUGUGUGGACAUGCCGGGUCACGAGGGCACCACCCGCACCAGUAAAGAGGACUACUCCAUUGGAGGCCAAGUCAACAGAAUACGCCAGUUUGUGGAGAGCAUUCGGCUGAACAGGAAACCCUUCCACUUGGUGGGCACGUCGAUGGGCGGUAAUGUGGCAGGGGUGUACGCGGCCACUUUCCCUGCUGAUGUCUGCAGCAUCACUCUCAUCUCUCCAGCUGGUAUCAAGAACCCGUGCGAGACCAAGUUUGACUGUCAGAUGCAGGACCUGGAGGAGAGCCAGUACACGCUGAGCCUCCCACUGGUCCCCAGCACCCCGGAGGAGAUGGAGGACAUGCUGAAGCUCUGCUCACACGUCAGGUUCAAAGUCCCCCAGCAGAUAUUACAAGGACUGGUGGAUGUGAGAACUCCCCACAAUGAAUUUUAUGAGGAGUUGUUUAUGGAGCUUUUGGGGGAAAGCUCAAAAUUUGCCUUACAUGAACAUAUGCAUCUAAUCACGGCUCCUUUACAAGUCAUAUGGGGUAAACAAGACCAGGUUGUGGACGUCUCAGGAGCUGCGGUGAUGGCCGAGACGUUGCCUGACUGUCAGCUGGACCUGCUGGACAGCUGUGGCCAUUCUGUGGUGAUGGAACGGCCGCGUAGGACAGCCAAGCUCAUGCUAGACUUCAUCAUCUCCCAGCAGAACAUCAGAAGUGCCAGCAACAAGAAGAAAUGCUGACUGUGUGGAAAAUUAAGGAAGAAUGACUUUUUUUGUUUUUCUUUUCUUCCUUUUUUUUAGGGACUUUUUUUUUAGCACAAAGCUUUUCAUUUCUCAUGGAUGACAUUUUUAUGUGUAUAUGACGAUAAAGCACCUUGUAAUCUUGUAAUUACCCGUAGUUACCCUGUAGUUAUUUGGAACCCAACCACCCACCCCAA
Molecule: messenger RNA, 1297 nt
Organism: Engraulis encrasicolus (European anchovy)
Lineage: Eukaryota; Metazoa; Chordata; Actinopteri; Clupeiformes; Engraulidae
Gene: abhd6b
Product: abhydrolase domain containing 6, acylglycerol lipase b
Exons: 9
Coding region: 81-1100 (339 amino acids)
Biological process (GO): acylglycerol catabolic process
Cellular component (GO): mitochondrion
Molecular function (GO): monoacylglycerol lipase activity
Source: RefSeq, a predicted model, not a curated record